AGUACUCCUCUCUCUGCUCCCUCCCACUCCAUUCACUUGCAAAUCAGUGUGUGCCCACAAGAGCCAGCUCUCCCGGGCCCGUCACCUUCCCAUCCCGAGAGCCGCAGUUGCAGCCGCGCUAGCGAGGACGCCGGAGCCGGCGGCCGCGGCGCCUGGCAGAGACCGGAGCAGCUUGCGCGGGGCGCGGGUCCCCACGGGUGCCGGACGGACCGCAGAGAUAUCCUCUGAGAGCCAAGUGGAGAACAUUAAGGAAGAAAAGAGAAAUGAGGCUGGAUACAGUGCAGUGAAAACAGGUGCUUCAAGGACAGGGGACUCCAUACCCAGAUACUCGACUGUGCCAUCAGCAUGAGAACUUACCAGUACUUCUUGCUGCUCUUUUGGGUUGGUCAGCCCUACCCAACUUUCUCAGCUCCGUUAUCUAAGAGGACUAGUGGUUUCCCGGCCAAGAAAAGGGCCCUGGAGCUCUCUGGAAACAGCAAAAAUGAGCUGAACCGUUCGAAAAGGAGCUGGAUGUGGAAUCAGUUCUUUCUGCUGGAGGAAUACACAGGAUCCGAUUAUCAGUACGUGGGCAAGUUACAUUCAGACCAGGAUAGAGGAGAUGGAUCACUUAAAUAUAUCCUUUCAGGAGAUGGAGCAGGAGAUCUCUUCAUUAUCAAUGAAAACACAGGCGACAUACAGGCCACCAAGAGGCUGGACAGGGAAGAAAAACCCGUUUACAUCCUCCGCGCUCAAGCUAUCAACAGAAAGACUGGGAGGCCCGUGGAGCCCGAGUCUGAAUUCAUCAUCAAGAUCCAUGACAUCAAUGACAAUGAACCAAUUUUCACCAAGGAGGUUUACACGGCCACUGUCCCUGAAAUGUCUGAUGUCGGCACAUUUGUUGUCCAGGUCACUGCUACUGAUGCUGAUGAUCCAACAUAUGGGAACAGUGCUAAAGUUGUCUAUAGCAUCCUACAGGGACAGCCCUAUUUUUCAGUGGAAUCAGAAACAGGUAUCAUCAAGACAGCGUUGCUCAACAUGGAUCGAGAAAACAGGGAGCAAUACCAAGUGGUCAUCCAGGCCAAGGACAUGGGUGGCCAAAUGGGAGGCUUAUCGGGGACCACCACAGUGAACAUCACGCUGACUGACGUCAAUGAUAACCCUCCUCGCUUCCCCCAGAGCACCUACCAGUUUAAAACGCCUGAAUCUUCUCCACCGGGCACACCCAUCGGCAGGAUCAAAGCGAGUGAUGCCGACAUGGGGGAGAACGCUGAGAUUGAGUACAGCAUCACCGACGGCGAGGGCCUCGACAUGUUUGAUGUCAUCACUGACCAGGAAACCCAGGAAGGGAUCAUAACAGUCAAAAAGCUCCUAGACUUCGAAAAGCAGAAAGUGUACACUCUCAAGGUGGAAGCCUCCAAUCCUCACGUGGAGCCCCGGUUUCUCUACCUGGGUCCAUUCAAAGACUCGGCCACAGUCAGAAUCAUAGUGGAGGACGUAGACGAGCCUCCGGUCUUCAGCAAACUGGCCUACAUUGUGCAAGUGAGAGAAGACGCUCAAGUUAACACGACCAUAGGCUCGGUCUCAGCUCAGGAUCCAGAUGCCGCCAGGAAUCCUGUUAGGUAUUCUGUGGAUCGACACACGGAUAUGGACAGAAUAUUCAACAUUGAUUCUGGAAAUGGUUCCAUUUUUACAUCGAAACUUCUGGACCGAGAAACACUGCUGUGGCACAACAUUACAGUGAUAGCGACAGAGAUUAAUAAUCCAAAGCAAAGUAGCAGAGUACCUCUAUAUAUUAAAGUUCUAGACGUCAAUGACAAUGCCCCAGAAUUUGCCGAGUUCUACGAAACCUUCGUCUGUGAGAAAGCAAAGGCAGACCAGUUGAUUCAGACCCUACGUGCUGUUGACAAGGACGACCCAUACAGUGGGCACCAAUUCUCAUUCUCAUUGGCCCCUGAAGCAGCCAUUGGCUCAAACUUUACCAUUCAAGAUAACAAAGACAACACCGCAGGAAUCCUAACUCGGAAAAAUGGCUAUAACAGACACGAGAUGAGCACCUAUCUCCUGCCUGUGGUCAUUUCAGACAACGACUACCCAGUCCAAAGCAGCACUGGGACAGUGACUGUCCGGGUCUGUGCAUGUGACCACCAUGGGAACAUGCAGUCCUGCCAUGCUGAGGCCCUCAUCCACCCCACGGGACUGAGCACGGGGGCUCUGGUUGCCAUCCUUCUGUGCAUCGUGAUCCUACUAGUGACAGUGGUGUUGUUUGCAGCUCUGAGGCGGCAGCGAAAAAAAGAACCUUUGAUCAUUUCCAAAGAGGACAUCAGAGAUAACAUUGUCAGUUACAACGACGAAGGUGGUGGAGAAGAGGACACUCAGGCCUUUGAUAUCGGCACCCUGAGGAAUCCUGAAGCCAUAGAGGACAACAAAUUACGCAGGGACAUCGUGCCCGAAACCCUUUUUCUACCCCGACGGACUCCAACUGCUCGCGACAACACCGAUGUCAGAGAUUUCAUUAACCAAAGGUUAAAGGAAAAUGACACGGACCCCACUGCUCCUCCCUACGACUCCUUGGCCACCUACGCUUACGAAGGCACCGGCUCAGUGGCCGAUUCCCUGAGCUCGCUGGAGUCGGUGACCACGGAUGGAGACCAGGACUACGACUACCUUAGUGACUGGGGCCCUCGAUUCAAAAAGCUCGCAGAUAUGUAUGGAGGGGUGGACAGUGACAAAGACUCCUAAUCUGUUGCCUUUUCAUUUUCCAAUACGACACUGAAAUAUGUGACGUGGCUGUUUCUUUCUAUUUAUCCAGUACUCUGUGAAGGGUUCUCUAUUCCACCAGAUCCAAAAGCCAAUGGCUGCAGUCCGUGUGGAUCCAACGUUAGAGACUUUUUUCUAGUACACUUUUAUGAGCUUCCAAGAGGCAGAUUUUUAUUUUUUAGUGCAUCCAGUUAACCAAGUCAGGGCAGCAGGUGCGAGCUGGAGGGCACAGGGAGCUGCCCUCUCCUUUACUCUCGGAGGGCAGUUUUGGAGCACGCUCACUAUCACUAUCACUCCACCGACUCAGGCCAGCGGACGGCUCUGACCGUACACUCCACGUGCCAAUGGGAUGAGGGGUUAGGCUUUCAUGAGAAAAAGAUAAUUUUAGUAAAAGAAGAGAGAAGGGAACAACUGUGGAGUUGCUCCUGGUAUGUCAGCGCACAAGGCGGUAAUAAACUACAUAAGGGUGUGUGUUUCUGUCACAAAGAACCUAAAAUGACAUUUGCCCAUCCUGUUUGCUAUUCCAGAGCUUUUUCUGGCACCACCUACUAUUUCAAACAUCAAAUCCACCAAUGUUUAAGAUUCUCUCCCCUAAAGGAAUAGAAGCAGAUUAAAUGGUAACACUAAAAGAUAUCACCACCAACACAAACUUAGCAAGGCUUCAUUCCAUGCCACCAACCCAUAAUCUGUUAUACAUUAGACAAACAAAAGUUUGCUUCUGCAUCAUUUAAAGGGAAAGAGAAAAUAGCUAGCAAUGUCAACAAAAGAAAUAUUUAGCAUAUUUCAAGUUUUGGCCACCAAAUAUAUCACAUAUCACUUGAAAUUCUUUCAACUAUUAGUUAGGCUAAUGACAAAUGAGUCUGUUUAUAAGUUCGUGAGAGAAUUUUUCUGAGACAAAUUUAACUCCGUGUCUGUAGUUUUCAUCAGUAUUAUUCUAUCAUACUUGAAAGUAGCAGUGUGAAGUAUUAUAAUUCAUCUUCACCAGAUAUUUCUCACACAAUUAAGUUGAAUUGGUAAAGUUAGAUGAAAUUAAAUUCAAGCCUCACCCUCAAAGUUCAGUGGAAAGGUUAGAGCCACCCUAGAACAUAGCACCCAGCUCCUGACACCCAGAAACAUCUACUUACUUAUGUAACAACAUCUGUGUACAUGAACAACACAUUGAGAUCAUGGUGAAAAACCUACAUAGUCCAUGUUCAGAAGAUGCUUACAAAGGGAAAAUAGAUUCCAUUCAAAAAAAAAUGUUUAAAAUUGUGAUUAAAAUAAUAGUUGACUUUCAAAGGCAUUAAUAUUUUUUCACUGUUUUUAGUUUUGCUGCCAUGGCAACCCUGCCAUCCCUGUGUUUGAAUUAAUGAUAAAGUAAUGGUCUCAAAGGACAACAGAAAAAGAAAUGUAAAAUCCACCAAUCUAUUAUUUCUCUGAUUAUGCAAUUAGCAUCAUAGUCACUUAUGAUCCGGAGGACCUAAAUGAACUGAACUAAUCCUUCUGUCAGGUUCAAAUCAUUUAUUUCAUGUGGUUGUUCUAAUGGCUUUUAUCAUUAGAACCUCAGAUUGUGCAGUCAUCAGAAAUUUCCAAAGUACUGUAAUGAAAACAUCUUUGUUUUGCAAACUUAAGAAAAACAGGCUCUGUACAUAUAUAUAUAUACAUAUGAUAUAUAUAUAAAAUAUACUUAAGAAUAGGCUGACUUCACUUACUAGUCUUAGGGAUUCAUUUUUAACUUAAUGUUAAUUUUCUUCAGACAAUCUCAGCGUCAUUUCCAUUUGGGGUUAAUGUCUUAUCAGGACUAACUUUCUGUUUGGAAACACACUGUUGCUAAGUCUUCAACAGGCAUACUAUCCAGCAAGUAAACAUGGCGCCUUUAAAGCAAGGGAAAUGUAGCACUCUGGGUUGCCCGAUGAGAAUGAAAUCUUUUUAUAAGCAUACUAUUCUUUUCGUUUCCUGAAUGGUUUCUAUUUUGUAAUGGACUGCCCUGAAAAUUAACAAAUAUUUCAUCCUUAGACUAUUUCUUGUUUCCAGGAUUUUCUUUUUCUAGUACUUCAUACACACACACACACACACACAGAGUCACUAAGAAAUGCAAAUAAAACACUACAAGAGGGCUUCACUGUAAUGAAUCUAGAUAUAACAUAGUCACAGGUAAGUGUUGAAAAAAAUAGCUUAGCAAAGCUAAUUAAAAAUAACUAGUUAUUUAUCUCAAUAGAACAGCAUCUUAAUCACAAGAUUUACUAUGAAAUUAAAGAACAUGCUAUCCUUAUGUUUCAUGCAAGGUAACAACUGAAUCAAGAACGUUCCCUAAAAAGUAAAGUAUCAUCAAAAGUUAUCUUUUCAAACUUUCGCCAUUAACUGGAAUUUCUGAGAGUUAGCACUAGAAGUCUCCAAACCAGGGUUUACUUUCUCCUUCUAAGUGAAAAUAAGCAGUUGUAUAGCAGAGUAUCUGAGAUGUAACCGGCAGGGUUUUUUAUCCCUGCCUGAAGGUGAUACAGUGUGCUAAGAACAGCAUGCUAAAUAGGACUAAACACGGAACUACCUGUUCAAUCUCUUGCCACAGAAGUUGAUGAUGAAGUAAAUCUCCAGCAGAUUGGAUAAUUUGUGACUAGAGCAGAAUAUUUCCUGCCAGGGUCCUGUAAUAUCAACUUGGAGUGGUAUUUUCCUAUCAUUAAAACUCGAGCAUCUAACAUCAUAGAACUGACAGCCACAAUUCUGUCAUUCUCCUGCCUGCACCUCCUUCUCUCUAAAAUAUCAGGUCCAAACACCAUUCCAUGCGCAGCUCUUUUUUCUUCAGCUAUAGGUCCUAGACCAAUGUGAAAGAUUACUGGAGUAAAGAACUUUUUUUAGCUCAGUUUUCAUAUGUUGGUGUUCCAAUUUCAGAUGCUGGUGAUGAGAGAGAUGGAAAGAGUUGUAAGAAGCAAAAUUUUAAUAUUUGCCUUAACUACUGAGAAACCCAAAUGCAUGAAGCCUAGGCAGAUGACUUUCACAGGUUGUUUCAAAGUGGUUUAGACCUUUCUGACUUUUCCCCUCUAUCUUAAGGAAAGAGGUUUUUUUCUAACCCACUAACAUAUUCCCUGGAACAAGCUGAAAUUUUAAAGCCAUUUACCCAUUGCAUGGACAAUUUCUGCCGAAAAGCCUGAAAAACAUUUGUCCCCAGAAAAGUAAGUAGAGCAAAUGAGAGAUGAAACAUUUGUCCCCAGAUAAUUAAGUAAAUCAACAGUGGUCCCUUAGACUCAAGAGAGGGAAUCUGGGCAGAGUAAACAUGUGAUUUUUUUUUUUCUUUUUUUCAGAACUUUUCUGGCUUUACAGUUUGAGGGACGCCAGGGAGGUUCAGCCACCAAAUUAUUCUAUUUUCAGGCGGAACAAACAUGGUGAUUCAAUUUUAACUCAGUAUAAAAAUAUGUGGUUUCAUUCUCAUUUUUCAGCUCCUGGAAAGUUGUGCAAGAAGUUCUUCAAAAUUGAAUCUGUGUCCUAGGAGCAUCCAAAUUUUAUGGAUCCAAAAUAACUUCAGAAUGUUCUCAUUACUUUCAUUUUUAAGUACAUAAAUUUUAAAUGUCCUGAUUCGCUGAACAGUAUCUUACAUCAAAUGCUUUGCCUUGAAAUGCACAUUUCCUAGUAGGAGAGAGAGAGACAUAAACUACAAAUGGGACAUUCCUAGAUUCUAUUUACUUGAGCACUAUAAAAAGUACACAGCUCAAAGGAGAGACCAGAGUUGGUUCCCAGAUGUAAAUCAGCAUUUAAAUCAGGCACUUGUGCUUAUCAGCUAAAUUCAUCCCUACUGAGGGACAGAGCCACCAAAUCUCUUAUCCUAGUCACUAGUUUUGAAGUAGUAUAAUUACUUUGGAACAACGCUCUUAAAAAGCAUGAUCCCCACUAUUUAAAGGGUAUCCUCUGAAAAGCAUCAUUUUAGCAUAAUUUUAAUUUCUGUGUGUUAAUCUUUUUUGAAUGGUGACAUUCUGGUAGGGGACUCAAAAGGCAAGCGGUCUUGCCAUGUCUGAGUUAACACUAGAGCCCAGCCUUCUUUAUCAGAUCACAAGAGUAGAAAGCUUAACCCUUGGUUUGUGAAUCUUUAGGAAGAUGGACUGUUUCCUAAGCUGACAAGCAGCUUUCUUUUCCAGAGAAUGCAGAAUUACAGCGUGGUCUCCUUAAAAGUUCAGUGGCUAUUACAGCUGCAGCAUUUUUAAUCUCCCUUUGGCAUCUUUAUGGAAUGAUUUUCUAAAGGGAUAAUUCUCUACUAAAAAUACCAGGCCCUGGCCAUAUUUAACGUGGAGAGCAAUACACUCUUGGAAAGGAAAUACAUUGACUCACACACUUGUUAAAAGUUAAUAAAGAAAUAGCUCAUUUUUAAAGCCACGAGUUUAUGGUCUCUGCAUCGUUGAUUUAAUUUAAGCAUUGCAGAGACAAUCUUUAAUCCACUCCCCAUUUUGUAUUACCUUAUUUAUGAUACAUUUUCAUUUUUUAAUUUGGGGGAACCAGUGGCCAAACCAAGCCAGCAGAUGAACGUGUUGAAAGGAGGUCAGAUGGAAACCAAGGCUAUUACCCACUGUAUUUCAGACAGGCCUGAGACACUUAGCCCAACAGCCACUGGGUUAUUAGAUUAAUUUCAAAAGAGCUUUUACAACUUGCUCUAAUUCCAUUUUUUUUUUAAACUCACAGACCACAAACUCAAAUUUCUCCUCAACUGGGGCUAAUCUGACAAAUGAGGCAUGGACCUAGCGUUGUGGAAAAAGCAUUCCACUAUAAUGAGACCUUGGUCUUUCUUGUGAGACUAUGCUAUUUAUGUAAAUAUGUCUUCUGUAAGCUUUUAGUUUCCUAUGAUCUAUUAGUUUAGUGUUUAUUAAAGGAUCAAAUGUAUAGACUUAUUACGCAUUCAGGAGGAAUGCUGUGUAGCAAAUGUACAAUGGAACUGCUCAAAAGAAACACAGGAACACUUCAAACUCACUGCACUGUUUUGUUUGUGAUUAUUUCAUCACUUUGAGAGUAAAGAUAGGCCUUAUAAUAAAUGCUAUGUGUGUCUUCAGUAGUACUGAGCUAAGGCAACUUGGCAUUCUCCUACUGUGACUUGUGAUUUUUCAACCCAGAAAAUAAAAGCUUUUUGGUAUUGAUUGUUUUUAAUUAAAAACACUUUCAUGUAUGAGUUGAACCUGAUGCCACCCUUGAAGAUGUACCGACCGGGGUGCCUCGUUCAUGUCGUUUUUCUCAGUGUUGCUCAUGUCUUUGGCAACGAGAUGCCUGGUGGAAAAUGCUUCCUGCUGAGCCGCCAUGCACAUUUCCAGUUAGGGAGACUCUCCACACUUCACAGCUUCCAUGAAAAUGUCUCCGUAUUAGAAGACUGGGGUCACCACAGUUACCUUCAGCUCUGUGUGGCCAGGCCUUCUGUUGUAGUCAAAUGGCAAAUGCGCAUUUCUUGAAAUGGCUUCUUUUAUUUUGCUUUGUUUUCUUAGACUUAUAAAUUUAAAAAGAAUGCAAUUGAAAAAGUGAUUUCUCACAGAGUAAAUAUGCCUUUUGCAAAUCAAUUUUUGUAACAAGUUAUUUAUAUGAUAUUCCUUAAUAAACUGGGUUUUUUUCUA
Molecule: messenger RNA, 8291 nt
Organism: Oryctolagus cuniculus (rabbit)
Lineage: Eukaryota; Metazoa; Chordata; Mammalia; Lagomorpha; Leporidae
Gene: CDH6
Product: cadherin 6
Biological process (GO): cell morphogenesis; calcium-dependent cell-cell adhesion; adherens junction organization
Cellular component (GO): plasma membrane; adherens junction; catenin complex
Molecular function (GO): cadherin binding; calcium ion binding; beta-catenin binding
Source: RefSeq, a predicted model, not a curated record